Messenger RNA from Populus nigra (black poplar), 3410 nucleotides. RefSeq names its product BEL1-like homeodomain protein 4. The record is from RefSeq and is a predicted model, not a curated record. Gene Ontology annotation, biological process: regulation of transcription by RNA polymerase II. The transcript has 4 exons. Bases 711 to 3191 code for a protein of 826 amino acids. Gene Ontology annotation, molecular function: DNA-binding transcription factor activity, RNA polymerase II-specific; RNA polymerase II cis-regulatory region sequence-specific DNA binding. NCBI's taxonomy places the organism in Eukaryota, Viridiplantae, Streptophyta, Magnoliopsida, Malpighiales, Salicaceae.
UUUCUUGAAUCGACCUUCACCUCCAUCGUUAUGUCUGUAUUUAUAUAUCUACUCUUUCUUUUUAUGUGAAAUGAUCAUGACAUGCAAGAAGGUUUUCUUUUUAUUUUUUAUUUUUUUAUGGGAUUAGGGUUAUUACUAGUUGACGUGAAGUAUAAUCAAAAUGAUAUUCGAGUAAUGUUUUAGUUUCGGGGAAUAAUUUUUAAGGUUCAUUUUGGUGAGAACUGAAAGUGGAAGAACUUUCGCACUGUUUGCUCUGGUGAGGAAAGGUCUACAGUUCUUGUACUGUAACACAAUAUGGAUGUGAAAAAGAAAACAAAAAGGAAAAAAAAAAUGAGAAAAAAAGUGGACACGUUCUUGUAGUAUCUAAGCGAUGAAGCUGAAGCUCCUUCAGUGGAUUGCUUCCAGUUGUGUUUAGUUUCCUUUCUUCUAGAUUUAUGUGAUCUUUUUGACUGAUCAUUAUGCUUUUCUUUUUAUUUGUAUGAUCUAUGUCAGCACCGUGUCCCUUGCUGUGUGGGUGUUUUAGAAGAAUAAUCUUAUCUUCCAAUAAGGUGGCAUAUAGAGCAAUGCGUGAUGAUUUAAUGUGAUUGUAUUGCAGGAAGUAGAUAGAAUGUCAUGACAUUUAAUUAGGUUUUUAAUGAGGUUACUGAUUAAGUGAUUGGAGUCAAGGUUGGCAAAUUAAGGCUUGAGUGCGAGUAGCUUCCUUGGAUUGGAUGGAAACAAAAAGUUUUCAGCCUGAAACACAUGUAGCACAGCGAAGCCGGAGAGAUAAGUUGAGAUUUCAGCAAAGUUUAGCUUCAGUCCAGCAUCUAGAGGACUUCGGUAAUGAUUUGGAUCAGUUGGCAGUUGAUCCGUUGCUAACCCCAGAUCUUGUCCAGGUUCGACAUUCUAGGAACGGAAACAUGCUGUAUGACCCUACUUUUCUCUCCUCUGCAAUGCUGGAUUUUGCAACAAGUUCUAAUGUUUUGUCAGCUCAAAGGGGUGGAAUGGUUGAUCAAGAACUAGGUCCAGCGCACCUCCAUAGCCCCAUUGCAGCUGAGGAUUCUUCGUUCACCAACAUGCCUCACCCAGUUUUGUCAAAUUUAAACGCUUCACCUACAGCCAGUAAUGGUGAUGCUCAGGGAUGUGGCAACUGGACAAAGCUAGGUUCAGAGCAAGGUUAUGAUUUGACUGUUGAUUACACAGGUGGGUCAGUUGUUGGGGAGAGGAAUCAGAAACUGAUGUCUGCUGUGGAAGUCCUGUCAAAUAAUGCAAGGGUAACCGACAUUUCUACGUAUACACAAUAUUUCAAGCCUAGUUACAAUGAAUACCGAGAUUUUGAGCUUCAAUCUUCUCUAGCCGACCCCUCAGAUGAGUUUUCUAGUCAAGAUAACCAAAAGCAGCUCAGGGAAAGGCAGUUUACCACUCAUCCACUUAACCAAAAUACACUGCAAGAUGUUGUUACAUCAGGAUUGGUUGGGAGAACUAGAGAAAUUAUUCUCCAUCCAUCAUUUGAAAAUCAAUCAUCCACUUUACAUUUUAAUGACCCCAAUGCUUGGAUAAGAAGGCCGAAUGAGAACUCUCAUCAGUGGAGUUGUGAGUUGGGUCUUAUUACAAGGAAGAGUUCCCAAGAGCUGAGGACUAUUCCAAACGAUGCUAACACUCAAGGCUUAUCUUUGUCUCUUUCGUCAAAUCAGUCAUCUAAAGUCAAUGAAACUCGGUUUGGAGAAGCAUAUGAAUCUGAGUGUUUGCAAUCAAAGAAUGGUCUUUCCAAAGAACCUCAUCAUGUUUCAAAAGUUUCCAAGGCAAGUUAUAUGUGUCCAUUGCCAAGGCCAUCAAUUCUAAGUAAAGGUUGCGGAAAAUCAUUACAUGACUUACCAGGAGAUGCUACAAAUAUUCUUCGAAAUGCUGGUCCUCUUGGACCUUUCACUGGAUAUGCAACUAUUCUAAGUAGCUCUAGAUUCUUAAAGCCAGCUCAAGAGCUAAUGGACGAAUUCUGUGGUGUUAAGGGUCUGGGGCUCAUAAGAACAUCUGAGUUGCCCAAGAGGAUAGGUGGAGAAGCUAGUCCUCCAGCUUUGGGAGACUCUGUUAAUGAAGCUGAUACAGGGGACGAAGCUAAUGAUGACAAUAAUUUAGGUGCCUCACCCUUUACUUCUCGUAGAUCAAAUGAAGAAAUUGGUCAAUGUGGCGUAGGAAACAGUUCUUCAAAACCUUAUAUGCCAGAGUACCAACAAAUGAAGGCAAAGCUCCUAUAUUUGCAGGAUGAGGUUUUCAGAAGGUACAAGCAAUAUCAUCAGCAGAUGGAAAUGGUUGCUUCAUUUUUUGAAUCAGUUGCUGGUCUUAGUGCUGCCACCCAGUACAUUUCCAUGGCUGUUAAGGCAGUCUCAGGGAAUUUUAGGUCCAUGAAACAUGCCAUCUCUGAUCAGCUCAAGCAUGUCACAAAAGCCCUAGGAGAGAAUCUGUUCUCCCCAAAUACAUAUGGAAGCAGAACCGCGGGGAGCUUAAGAUACAAGGAUCAAAGCUUUCAAAAGAACAACUCUGGUGGGACAAACGUGGGUUACCUUGAGCCCCAAGAACACAUCUGGAGGCCUCAAAGAGGCCUACCAGAACGUGCAGUAGUGGUUCUCAGAGCUUGGCUGUUUGAGCAUUUUCUUCACCCAUACCCUACUGACACAGAUAAGCACAUGCUAGCCACUCAAACAGGUCUAUCUCGAUACCAGGUGUCAAAUUGGUUCAUAAAUGCCCGGGUGCGCCUUUGGAAACCAAUGGUUGAAGAAAUACACACUCUUGAAACCAAAGGUUUGCUGGAAAACAAUCGAAGUUCCGGGAAGAAUGGUGGGAAUUCUGCUGAGGGUGCCAGCCAGCCAGAUGGUGAUCACCGAGCCUCCAAAGAGCUAGGUACAAGUUACAUGCCUAGUAAACAAUUGGAAUGCUCUAGUAAUAUUGGCUCCUCAGGGGGCAGUAGAGAUCAACUAGAUGCAGAGCAGUGGAAUCAAGAGAAGAGAUCGAGAGUGGAAUCUCAGGCUCCGAUACGUGCAGAUAGAUCGUUGAUGAAUUUUAUGCUCUAUCAAAAACCUGGGAGUGAAAAUGGGGGCCUUGGCGCAGUUUCACUUACAUUGGGUCUCAGACAUGGUGCUGAAAAUGCUCAACAUGAACAAUUGCAACACAGUGAGAAUCAGCUUAGACGGCAUUACUGGAGGCCAGACGAUUCAUGAUUUUGUGGGCUGAUUAAAGUGUCUUCUGAUUAGUGGGAGUAGAAAGAAAAUAGGUGGUGAGAGGAAGCUUGUUUUGCCACCUUGUGUCCUGCUCUGGCAAGGAAAAUUACAGUUUAAUAUCUGUUGAAGAUUACAGUUUUUUCAAUACAUGGUGGCGGGUUUUUUGCCAUUUUGCCAUCAAACAAUACAUAGCUUGAAUAAAUGUUUAGUUUGGUUUUA